Molecule: messenger RNA, 1489 nt
Organism: Saccostrea cuccullata (small rock oyster)
Lineage: Eukaryota; Metazoa; Mollusca; Bivalvia; Ostreida; Ostreidae
Product: neuropeptide receptor 15-like
Exons: 3
Coding region: 185-1408 (407 amino acids)
Biological process (GO): G protein-coupled receptor signaling pathway
Cellular component (GO): plasma membrane
Molecular function (GO): G protein-coupled receptor activity
Source: RefSeq, a predicted model, not a curated record
GACCAGCGGUGCCCCUUGCUUCGACAAGUAAAAACGCAAUAUCUCAUAACUAAAGGAUGGAAUUUUAAAAGCAUUGUUUAUAAAAUCAGAAAAGGAGGAGUUCCCGCCGGAAUUUCUUCGUCAAUGACUUCGUACCAGUCAUUUAGAUGAUAGAGCAGAAAGAGAAUAAAUCUCUCCAGGAAGAAUGGAUGACAGCAACAAUCAAACAACGCUAGAGAGUAUCUAUCCAGAAAGUGUGUCCGCGGAAAUUUUAAUCACGAGGAAGGUGUCAAAUUAUUCGUACUCUGCGGGGUAUGUGUCGCAUGGCAUGCCUUUGAAGUUUACCGGAAACGAAUCCCAUUCGGAAAAUCUUGGAAGUGAUUCAAUUUCCCCGGAAACAGUUGUUGGACUUUCUCUCCUAUUUUUUGUGAUAAGUGUGAUAGGAAUCUGUGGAAACUCGUUCGUGGUUUGUGCGGUAGUAUGUAAUAAAAAGAUGAGAACUUCCAUGACAAAUUUACUCAUAACCAAUCUGGCCUUUGCAGACCUUCUUAUCAUGGUAUUUGGAAUUCCUGAAACAAUUCUUUUUAUGUUAGAACAGGGUUGGUUAUUUAACCGCACAGCUUGUAAAGUAAACCGUUACAUCAUGGUGACGUCAUUGUAUGGAUCUGUACUCACACUCAUAGCUUUAUGCGUAGAAAGAUACGUGGCAAUCAUUCAUCCCAUCAAGGCCCACAUCGUGUGUAACAAAAGAAGAAUCGUGUUUAUAUUGGGUUGUAUUUGGCCGUGUGCCUGUCUGGCGGGUCUACCCACCCUUAUGUUUAAUGAAGUAAUCCAGGGCGAUCCUAGGAUACCUAUUGUUUACUGUAUGAUAAUCUUUCCGGACAAUCACAUGUUUUAUUUUGUAUUGUUUAAAUAUAUAGAAUCUGUUUUAUUUUACUUCUUGCCACUAGUGAUCCAAGUGACGUUGUACAUCUUUGUGACGAAACACUUAUUUGUUGGAUCGGAGAGACUCCAUCGACGCGUGACGAUACGUCUGGUGAAUGGUUCUUCACUUGAGCGAUUUUCAGAAGCUCUACAAGCGAGAAGAGGUGUUGUCAAAAUGUUGAUAUCAAGUGUUGUCGUGUAUUUUCUGAGUUAUCUCCCUCACCAAGUUCUCCUGAUUUCCAACACUAUCUCGCCACAGACCUUUCAUCAUAACUUCGCAUAUCAGGUCUUCGUUAUGAUAAUCGCUAACGUCAACUCAGCUGCAAACCCGGUUCUUUAUUCUAUUUUUAGUCAGAAUUUUAGGCAGUGUUUUAAAUUUAUAAUCUGUAGAUGUUGCCAGAAUAAUCACCAUCAGGUCAAACCGAGGCGACAACCGACCCUGACCUCUAACACAUCACGUGUUUGGCGACAAGCAAGUUACGUCUCCGCUACCACGGAAAUGUAAAUUUACAAUUUGUAAGCGUUUUAAAGGUUUAUGUCUUCGUUAUUUUAAAAUCAAUUUAUGAGUUUUUAAUGAUUUUUUUUA